CGGCCGGCCGGGCGGGGUCUCGGUGCCGGAAGCCGGGCUGACGAGGGCGGCGCUCCGGCUGCCACGUUGAAGCGGAACGCGGAGGAGCCGGGGGCAAGGGAGCUGAGCCACCGCAGCGGGACGUGGGGCGCCGCGGAGAGCCCGGCCCCGCCAGGUGCUUCAUGGGUGUCUGCACGCUGGAUGAGGACACCUAGAAAUCAUCUUUUCCUUGAGCAGUUUCAGAGAAGGAUUGUGCAACCUUGCCCUUUUUUACUUAAGGGUUUGAAGUCCAGACAGGAUCUUUCCACACAACAGCAUUCUUCAGCCCAGUGGAGCACACACCUGCUUGGCUUAGAGUCAGACUCCCAACUAAACCUCACUCAAGUUUGGGAACAGCAUUUCUGGGACGGCAGGAUGAAGUUAAAGGAGAUUGAUCGUACUGCUAUGCAGGCAUGGAGCCCUGCCCAACAACAUCCCAUUUACCUGGCUACAGGUACAUCUGCUCAACAGUUGGAUGCAACUUUCAGUACCAAUGCUUCUCUGGAAAUAUUUGAACUGGACUUGUCCGAUCCUUCGUUGGAUAUGAAAUCCUGUGCAACUUUCUCCUCCUCACACAGGUACCAUAAAUUGAUAUGGGGACCUCAUACAAUGGCUUCAGAUGGUAGUCUUUCUGGAGUUCUAAUUGCAGGUGGUGAAAAUGGAAAUAUUAUUCUGUAUGAUCCAUCUAAAAUUAUGGCUGGAGAGAGUGAAGUUAUAAUUGCACAGAAAGACAAGCACACUGGGCCAGUAAGAGCUUUGGACGUGAAUAUUUUCCAGACAAACCUUGUAGCAUCAGGUGCUAAUGAGUCUGAAAUCUAUAUCUGGGACUUGAACAACUUUGCCACACCAAUGACACCAGGAGCUAAGACCCAGCCUCCAGAAGACAUCAGCUGCAUUGCAUGGAACAGGCAAGUCCAGCACAUCUUGGCCUCUGCCAGUCCUAGUGGUCGUGCUACUGUGUGGGAUCUGAGGAAGAAUGAGCCUAUCAUCAAAGUCAGCGACCACAGCAACCGGAUGCACUGUUCAGACUUGGCUUGGCACCCUGAUGUGGCUACACAGAUGGUCCUGGCUUCCGAAGAUGACAGGUUGCCUGUAAUUCAGAUGUGGGAUCUUAGGUUUGCGUCUUCUCCUCUUCGUGUUUUGGAAAACCAUACAAGGGGUAUUUUGACCAUUGCUUGGAGUAUGGCAGAUUCUGAGCUGUUACUCAGCUGUGGAAAGGAUGCUAAGAUUCUCUGCUCUAACCCUAAUACAGGGGAGGUGUUGUAUGAGCUUCCCACAAAUACCCAAUGGUGCUUUGACGUUCAGUGGUGUCCCAGAAACCCUGCUAUCCUUUCAGCUGCUUCUUUUGAUGGACGGAUCAGCAUUUACUCCAUCAUGGGAGGGAGCACAGAUGGUUUGAGGCAGAAACAGGUAGACAAGCUUUCAUCCUCCUUUGGGAAUCUUGAUCCAUUUGGCACGGGGCAGCCCCUCCCUCCGUUGCAGCUUCCACAGCAGACAACUCCUCAGAGCACUGUUCUACCAUUAAAGAAGCCACCCAAAUGGGUCCGACGGCCUGUGGGUGCAUCAUUUUCAUUUGGAGGGAAGCUUGUUACAUUUGAGAAUAUAAAGUCUCAUCAACAAGGACCCGAGCAGCAGCAGCACCACCACGUGUAUGUGAGUCAAGUUGUCACGGAGAAAGAGUUUCUGAACCGCUCGGAUCAGCUGCAAGAAGCUGUGCAAUCCGAAGGCUUCAUCAACUACUGUCAGAAAAAAAUAGAAGCUGCCCAGACUGAUUUUGAGAAAAAUGUGUGGUCUUUCUUAAAGGUGAAUUUUGAAGAAGAUUCUCGUGGCAAAUACCUUGAACUUUUGGGGUACAGGAAGGAUGACCUAGGGCAAAAGAUUACUUCAGCUCUGAAUAAAGAGAGUCUUGUAGAUGGCAAACCAGAGGAGGCUCUUAAAGAAUCGGACCAAUCAGUACAAAGUGAUGAUGAAGAUAGCCAAGCUACUGAAGAGCCGUUCUUGGGAGAGAGAACAAAAGAGGAGACUGAAGAUCUGACUUCUGGAAAAGAAACGUUUAACAUCUCUGUCAGUGGAGAUGUUGAUGGUUUGAUUACCCAGGCUUUGCUGACUGGUAACUUCGAAAGUGCGGUUGAUCUCUGCUUACAUGAUAAUCGCAUGGCUGAUGCCAUCAUAUUGGCCAUAGCAGGUGGACAAGAGCUGCUGUCAAGGACUCAGAAAAAGUACUUUGCUAAGAUGCAAAGCAAAAUUACCAGGCUCAUCACUGCCGUUGUGACAAAGAACUGGAAGGAGAUAGUUCAGUCAUGUGAUUUGCAAAACUGGAGAGAGGCGCUGGCUGCUGUGUUGACUUAUGCUAGGCCAGAUGAAUUUGCAGCUCUCUGUGAUCUGUUGGGCACUAGACUUGAAAACGAAGGGGACAAUCUCCUGCAGACACAGGCUUGUCUGUGUUAUAUUUGUGCUGGGAAUGUAGAGAAACUAGUUGCGUGUUGGACUAGAGCUCAGGAUGGAAACAGCCCCUUGUCCCUUCAGGACCUCAUUGAGAAAGUAGUAAUCCUGCGUAAGGCUGUGCAGUUUACACGAUCUAUGGACGCUGAUGCUGUCGGGGUUCUUCUGGCUGAGAAGAUGAGUCAGUAUGCCAAUCUGUUGGCUGCACAGGGCAGCAUUGCUACUGCAUUGGCUUUCCUUCCGGCAGACACCAACCAGCCAAAGAUCAUGCUGUUGCGGGACAGACUUUGCAGAGCCCAGGGAGAACUUCCAGUGGGACAGGAGACCCCAAAGUCCCCGUAUGAGAGAGAACCCAUGCCCAAGGGAAGAGCUGGACCUGUGGCUGGACAAAUGCAGAUGCCCCAAGGCCCAGCCCAGCAGUAUUAUCAGCAGGUUAGAAUUGCCCCUACUGUCACUACCUGGAGUAACAAAACUCCUACUGCCCUUCCCAGCCAUCCUCCUGCAGCCUCUCCCUCUGACACACAGGGAGACAAUCCUCCACCCCCAGGUUUUAUUAUGCCACCCGGGGCUGCUCAUCCGAAUGUGUCGCCACAUCAGGCCGCCUCUCCCGGCUACAACGUGUACCCGCAGGCGGGGGCACGACAGCCGUACCCGCAGACUUAUCAGCCAACACAGCAGUAUUCUUAUGGAACGGGGGGACCAGCACUCUAUCAGCCUCAACAACCUAUUGCUCCUCCUGCUUCAAACUCCUACGCUAACCCUCCCUAUAUGCCUCCUGCUUCUCCCCAUUCCGCGCCCUCUCAGUUAUAUCCAGGACAACCUCAACCCUCUCCAACAAGCUUGAAUCCUGGCUCUUCUUUCCCCGCCCCUCCUUCUGGUGCAUCCUUCCAGCAUGGCAGACAAGGAGCUCCAGCAACUUCUGUGGCUUAUGCACUGUCUACUGGACCAACAGGUACUCUGCCUGCAACCAAUGAGCUUCCUGCAUCCCAAAGAACAGAAAAUCAGUCUUCUCAAGACCAGGCCUCUACCCUGGAAGGACCUCAAAAUGGUUGGAACGAUCCGCCUGCAUUGAACAGAAUGACGAAGAAGAAGAAGAUACCUGAUAACUUCAUGCCUCCUGUUCCCAUCACAUCCCCAAUAAUGAAUCCUCUGCCGGAUCCACAAUCCCAGAUGCAGCAGCCGCCAACUUCACUGCCACCUGCAGCCCAGGCUACGUUUCAGCCCUCGCAUCUUCCAUCAGGGCAGCCCAUUUUACAAAAUCCUUUCCAGCCUAUUCAGCAGCCUCUGGGGCAAUCGGUCAUGCCUCCGGCUAUCUCAAAAACUAGUACAGAGGGAGCACCAGGAGCUCCAAUUGGCAAUACCAUACAGCAUGUGCAGUCGUUGCCAGCGGAGAAGAUUACAAAGAAGCCUAUUCCUGAUGAGCACCUUAUUCUGAAGACCACAUUUGAAGCUCUCAUCCAGAGAUGCCUGUCAUCUGCCACAGAUCCACAAACGAAGAGGAAAUUAGAUGAUGCCAACAAACGCCUGGAGUUUCUGUAUGACAAACUUAGGGAACAGACACUCUCCCCAGCAAUCAUCAACGGCUUGCACAGCAUUGCAAAGAGCAUCGAAACGCGCAACUACACAGAGGGACUGAACAUCCACACCCACAUAGUCAGCACCAGCAACUUCAGCGAGACGUCUGCCUUCAUGCCAGUGCUGAAAGUUGUCCUCACCCAAGCCAAUAAGCUGGGGGUCUGAUGUUACCCCUCUCCCUCGCCUAUGCAGAGCUUGUGAUGUCACUUUUCCAAAGAAGUACAUUUCUGCAAAACGUGUGCAAGAAGGGGACCAAAUACCAGACCUUAUAGCAUGUUGCAGUAGAUCUCUGAUCAAUGGCAUGACACUAUCCCUACAGAUAUACAUCAUCUUAGAAUGGCCUUUGAGCCCUGGUGCUUUUUUAUUUUAAUCUUUUAUCAUCCCUAAUGAUUCCUGUCUACAGACAGUAUAUUUAAUGGAUUACAUCUCGUGUUGUCAAUUUUAAGUGCAUGUUGUACACUAAACAGUGGUUUUUAAACAGAAGUGAGUGGGAAAAACUGAUGGUAGGUUGUGUAUCAGACAGACCUUAUAACACAUUCUUUCCGUCUCCCCUCCCAUUCCUCCAUAGCCACCAGAUUAAAGUGUCUGAUCCUCUUUUUAA
Chrysemys picta bellii (western painted turtle) is the source of this 4636-nucleotide messenger RNA. The record is from RefSeq and is a predicted model, not a curated record. NCBI's taxonomy places the organism in Eukaryota, Metazoa, Chordata, Testudines, Emydidae.